Messenger RNA from Saccharomyces mikatae IFO 1815, 1521 nucleotides. RefSeq names its product Rad28p (gene RAD28). Bases 1 to 1521 code for a protein of 506 amino acids. The record is from RefSeq and is a predicted model, not a curated record. Gene Ontology annotation, molecular function: protein binding. Lineage: Eukaryota; Fungi; Ascomycota; Saccharomycetes; Saccharomycetales; Saccharomycetaceae. Gene Ontology annotation, biological process: proteasome-mediated ubiquitin-dependent protein catabolic process; protein polyubiquitination; transcription-coupled nucleotide-excision repair. The transcript has a single exon. Gene Ontology annotation, cellular component: Cul4A-RING E3 ubiquitin ligase complex; nucleotide-excision repair complex.
AUGGAUCCUUUCUUAGAGUACAAGUUAGGUAACAUUUCAUUCAAUGAUCUUUAUAGAGGAACUGUUCAAAGUGAACUUGAGAGGAUUCUUGAAGAUCCUUUAUCAAAUAUGAAAAAUUAUCGCUUUAGCAGACGGUCGAGUCAUGAUCAAAGCAAAGGGAAUCUAUUGAAUAUAGGUGUUAAUUGUCUUGAUAUUGACAAUACCGGUCAGGUUUUAUUAGGAGGUGGGGAUGACGGGUCACUUUCUAUAUGGGGUUUAGAUGAAGCAUUGCACCAGAAUGAUGAAGAUGAACAGGAGCUGAUCAAUAAAAGAUUAAAUUUUAUCAAGCGGCAGCCUAAUCAAGCAGAUAAUGAACCGGCUCAAUCACUUAGUUAUAAAAAUAAGGUAUCACAAACAAACAGUAGCAACGCUAUGAGAUUGGUGCACAGUUUUCAAACGCGAAGAAAUAAAUAUCGGAUGUAUAGGCAAUCUAAUGCCAUGAUUUCCAGUCCAAGAUCGCACAUAUCAAAUGAAGCUAAUUUCGGUAGAGGGGGUAGUGGUUCACUAUUCGAAUCCGAUUCAGACACUUCCAUAUCUCAUCACAGAUACGGAAUCACCACUUUAGGAUGGUACAAAGCAGAUAAUGGAAUGUUCUUUACCGGAUCCAAUGAUAAGACGGUUAAAAUAUGGGACACAAACAAAUUUGAAGCGGUCCAAGAUAUAAAUUUAGAACAUAGAGUAAACCAAAUUGACAGUAACAUUUCCAACGACAAUUCAUUGCUUGUGGUAGCAAGCGAAGAUUAUUACCCGAGAUUAAUUGACCUAAGAACCAUGAAUUCAGGAAUAACCACCCUAGGAAUGGGAAAUAAGACACGCAUGCAGUCCGAAAUUUUAUGCUGCAAGUUCAACCCCUUUAGAGAACAAAUUAUUGCAUGUGGUGACAUGGAGGGUGGAAUAAAAUUAUGGGACUUACGAAUGAGGAACAAAUUGUAUUUAGAAUUGAAAAGAACGAAGAAAAAACGCGAAGAUUCAAACAAUAAUGACGAUGACGGGCGAAGCGAUGUGUACCUUAGUUCCAACCAAUCGAAAGCUCAUUUAAGAUGUUGCAGUGACAUUGUUUGGAACGAUGAGGGCUCGGAAUUAUGUUCAAUUGGAACGGAUGGGAAACUGAAUAUUUGGAGACCCUUUACAGAAAUCUUACAACUAGACGGCAUAGCUAGUUAUACCCAGUUAGGACCACAGGAUUUAAGCCGUAUUAAAUAUAAAAAAAGAGUUUCCCAGAGGCUACUUUGGUUUGAUAAGUUUUUACUAUGUGCUACUGACAAUGGAGAGAUAGAAAUAUACAAUACGGAGGAAGAGAAGCUUUGGAACAAGCUCGGAUAUCCAAUGAGUAAUCAAGUAAAAAAGAAUCUGGCGUCGCAGUGCCAGUUUAGCUCUAUGGCAGUGCAAACUAAUAUGAUGAAUUCGGUCGGAAUCAGAUUGUUCUUCGGAACCAACAGCAAUACCAUUAGUGAUGGGGGCUCCAUCUUUGAGUGCUCAUGA